GCAUUCACCGCAGGAAUGCACCACGUGGCGACUAAAUUUUAAAAAAAUAUCGAAGUAACUAGGCGACUAUCUGGCGCGUAUUUUUCGUUGCGACUAAAAAUGAGCGGAAGAGUACAUUUUUUUAUGAACGGUUCAGUAACGUUGUCCAUGUGAAAAUGACGCAAUUCCUUAGGGUGUUCGUCCAUAUUACCCCCAGGGCCCAGCCCCUCUACGAUUUCAAGAGUUCUGAAGAAAGCUAUCAAAAGAAAUCUGAUCUAGAGUGCGACGCUGCAAUCAACUAUACGAUUGACAGGUAAAAAAACAACGCGAGCAAGAUCAGACAGCUUCAUCUAGUGCGCAAAUAAAAUAAGUGAAAGCAUUUUUAAAAACUAUUUGAAAUCAAAAAAUGUAACAGCUUGCGAAAAACGUAUCUUAUGGUAUGCUAGGUACAUAACGUGAGUGUAUACAGAGCUGAUAAAUCUGUUUUGGCAAGCUUCGUUAACAACCUUCGCUUUGUUUUGAGUCAACGGCUUCACUGCGCUAGAGCUGCAAUCGUGAGAAGUAGUGUGACUAGUCUGCGCCGCAACAAACGCCGGUUGAGGAAAUCAGCCUUGAACUUGAUCUUGAAGCUGCCAUUGCCCACUGCAGUCGAGCGAAUGGCAUGGAAGAGAAGAGGAAAAUAAUAGCAUAUUAAAAUAGUGCAUUGCGUAACAUGCAAUAACAACAUAAUAACCAUGUCGAACAACUCACGGGCAGCAUCAGAAAGACAACUGCAAACGAGGCGAGUGAAAAAUUCCAACACGAACCCCAAGCAUCCAACAACACCCCGGUGACGUCCGUUUGAGGCGCCACAUCAUCUCGCUCAGCACAUGCACAAGUGCUUGAUAUGCUGUUAGUCUCGUUUUUAUUUUUUUCGUAUGAAUACAUCAAACUCAAAUCUUUUGGUAAACAUUCCAUGUCAUCAUCAGCUACGGUCUGAAGCACAGUGCGAUAAAAGUCGAAAAAUGAAUAACAUGCAUUUUAUCCCCACAUACCACGUGCAAUUAUUUGACCUUUUGACUCAUCUGAAAACUAAUGUUCAUUUCGAUUUGAAAUUUUUCGUUUUUUGAGCCAGUUUUUGAAAUAUUGUCCAACUAUGUAGCGAGGAUUGUGGCUUACGUUUGUCCGGUGAGUUUUAAAUCCGGUUUUAGGGGUCUCCCAGGGUAGGCUUUUUUACAUACGAAAACAUCAUGAACGAAAGUGAAAUGAAUCUGUAAAUAAAUAAUAUAUUUGUGUGGGACCGAAGACCUUAUCUGACGCUACUCAGCGACAAUACAGAAAGGUAAACACCAAGUGGAGGCGCGACCGUUUCACAGUGGAUCGGACGGUCAGGUUUGUUCGGGUUGUCCGAAGAAGGAUGAUUACUUUUGGGCUCAAGUACUGUUGAAUGUUGGUUGGGCUUUUGAUUUUGCGAAUAUCACUAUAUAAAUCAUAGUCUACUGGAACCGUGAGUAUGUAUCGUAACAAUUUAGGUACGACACUUUUUCAUGAGUUUGUACCACGGUGUAAAAUCCUGCUUGAGUCAUACUGUUUUAGUUCCGACAACGAAUUUGGGGAAAUAAGUGGGUCAUUGGUAUUAUCGAUGUCUCGGAUAAAUGUGAGUUCCCAUAUGCUCCACCGUGAACCCGGACCGAGUAGCAGACGCGCUUCAACGGUAGAUACUUACGCUCAGAUGACGAUGAUGAUGCACAGACAAACUCCAAUUCAGUUGCGAUCGAACUACAACUCGUUUAGGUAAUCUGCAUCUCCCGUCGCGCGUAGCAAGCGGUCAUGCGUUUUCGCGAUAGUGCCAUCAGGUGGACAAAUAGUCAUUAAGAACAACCGCAGAGGAAAAUGAGUAGUGCCGCAGAGAAUCGAAGGUUUUUGCUGCCGUUGGUCGUAAUUAUACUGGCAUCGAACAUUGGGGUAACAUGGUCAACGGACAUCACCGACCGGAUAUCCCCCCUGGAUAGUGACAUGAUGAGAAACUUGUUCCACACAAUUCGCAAGUGGAUGUUCAAUAUGGUUGGAAAGACGGGAUUGCGGACGCGGGGUACUUUCCUGCAGGACAAGAUUCCAGACGAUCUACCGUUUCCAUGCAAUGUCUCGCUAGGAAGAAGCCCACGGACGCCUAGAAGUGUUCACAAACUACGACCUGGUGACAUCAGCGUUAUAGCUGCCAUGGGAGAUUCUCUAACUGCGGCCAGCGGAGCAUCGUCCACCAACAUAGUGGAUUUGUACAUGGAGAACCGUGGCCUUGCUUGGAGCAUCGGAGGUCAGUGGAACUGGCGCAAUGUAACGACGCUACCGAACAUUUUGAAAGAGUUCAAUCCCCAGCUUGUCGGUUACAGUCUGGGCGACGCCUAUCCGUUCCAUCGCGAAACGCAGUUUAACAUGGCCGAAAUAGGUGCCGUCUCGUACGACAUGCCAUUCAUGGCACGUUCGCUGGUCAAAAGAAUCCGCUCCGAUCCGAGGGUGGACUUCAAACGGGACUGGAAGAUGGUCACAAUCACCAUCGGGGGAAAUGACAUCUGCUCGUUCGUGUGUGCGAUGGAGCACCCUGAAGAUCUGCCCCAGAAGCACCGGUUGCGGAUGAUCCGGGCACUUCGCUACCUGCGGGACUAUAUGCCGAGGACGUUCGUGAACGUCGUAUCAGUGCCAUCAGUGGAAACGGUAGUAGGCAUGAAUCCAAAGCCCGGAGUGUGCCAUACGCUGCAUCAUGGUGAAUGUUCCUGUUGGGUCGGAAUGGCCUACAACCAGACUGACAAUUCCAGGCACCGCUGGAAGAUGAUUCAGCAAGCGAUGGUUGAGGUGGAGCAGGAAGUCUCACGGAUGGACGAAUUUCGUCGACUGGACGAGUUUGCCGUUGUCUACCAGCCAUGGUCGACGCACAUAUCGCUCAAAAUGAACGGUAGGGACGUGGACUACACUCUGUUAGCAUACGAUUGUUUUCACAUGAGCCAGAAAGGAAAUGCAUAUGCAGGUACUGCGCUGUGGAAUAAUCUCAUGGAACCGGUGGGAAAGAAAAGCAUCAACUGGCGACCGCUCUUCGAAGAUUUCAGGUGCCCUUCCGAGAAGACGCCGUACAUCUACACCUACGAUAAUAGCUAAGACCCCGCCAAAACUCGACAUUCGUGUUCUGCGUUCCUCGCCCCUUUAGGUUAAUUUAAUUUAUUUCGCCAAACCACCGCAGUGAAAAGAAUGCCAGACGGUAAGUUUAGCAAAUACCUUGCCGUCAACGUGAUUGAUUUCAAUUAGACCCGUAAGUUAGGUAAGCCCAAUAAAGCUGUGCUAAUUGUGCAUCCAAACUUGAA
Armigeres subalbatus is the source of this 3311-nucleotide messenger RNA. RefSeq names its product phospholipase B1, membrane-associated-like. Gene Ontology annotation, biological process: phospholipid metabolic process. Gene Ontology annotation, molecular function: glycerophospholipase activity. The transcript has 7 exons. Bases 1852 to 3108 code for a protein of 418 amino acids. The record is from RefSeq and is a predicted model, not a curated record. Lineage: Eukaryota; Metazoa; Arthropoda; Insecta; Diptera; Culicidae.